Molecule: messenger RNA, 1065 nt
Organism: Menidia menidia (Atlantic silverside)
Lineage: Eukaryota; Metazoa; Chordata; Actinopteri; Atheriniformes; Atherinopsidae
Source: the annotation of a GenBank genome assembly
UUGAGCAGAAUAUGCCUAUUUAAUCACGUCAGAGAAAGCGUUGAAAUGGAGGCAAUAUAUACACAAGGCAUUUGGGCAGCUGAAACUCUCCAGCAACGGACAAAGAAUCUGGAAAAAUUUUGGCUUGUCAUUACACAUCUUGGCGAUCCUAAAGCAGCCUUUUUGUUCGUCUUUCCUUUCACCUAUUUUAUUAGUAAACGAGCAGGAAUAGCAGUGCUUUGGGUCGCAGCUGUAUCGGAGUGGUUGAACUUGGUGUUUAAAUGGAUGCUGUUCGGCGAAAGACCUUUCUGGUGGAUGGGUGAAUCUGGUCUAUUUGUCAACACACAACCUCAAGUUCACCAGUUUCCAUCCACCUGUGAAACGGGCCCAGGCAGUCCAUCAGGACAUGCGAUGGUGACAGCAGCAGUGUGGUGGGUCGUAAUGUCCUCACUGGGGUCAUCUCUGUAUGCCCGCACCCGCAGUGUGAUGAUAUCAGCUACGCCGUACGUGCUUUAUGUGGGAAUGCUGGUUGGAGUUGGAAUCUCCCGGAUCUUCAUCCUAGCUCAUUUCCCUCAUCAGGUCAUCGCUGGCAGCAUCACAGGGUUCCUUCUGGGGGUUCUUUUGAGUGGUCGAGUACCAGAACGUCGCCCCCUGCUGUUCUUCUUCAGGUUAAGCAUCGGCAUGCUUCUUAGUGCUCUUCUGCUCUAUUUUGGAUUGCAGCAGGUUGGAGUUGACCUGUCCUGGUCUAUUGCUUUGGCAAAGAAAUGGUGCAGCCGUGCAGAGUGGAUCCGUCUGGACACCGCCCCGUUCUCCUCUCUGACUCGAGACUGUGGGGCCCUGUUGGGUUUGGGGCUCGCCCAGUACUGGAAACCCAACGGCUGGUCCCUGCCUUGGGCUCCAAGGUCCUUGUGUCUCGCCUUAUCAUCCAUGGGACUUUAUCACGUCAAUCGCCUACCACUUCCUGUUCGACCACAGGGCCUCUUCUAUGGGCUGUUUUUUGUCAAAUUUGUCCUAGUGCCCCAAAUUGUCAUGGUAUUUGCACCUGGGUUGGUGUACCUUUUCACACACAAAACGAAGAAAGACUAG